Mirounga angustirostris (Northern elephant seal) is the source of this 12375-nucleotide messenger RNA. RefSeq names its product insulin like growth factor binding protein acid labile subunit (gene IGFALS). Lineage: Eukaryota; Metazoa; Chordata; Mammalia; Carnivora; Phocidae. Gene Ontology annotation, molecular function: protein binding. Bases 10265 to 12220 code for a protein of 651 amino acids. Gene Ontology annotation, cellular component: extracellular matrix. The transcript has 2 exons. The record is from RefSeq and is a predicted model, not a curated record.
GGAGGUCUUCCUCUGUUCUGGAUGUUAUCCCUUUGGCUUUGAUCUGUGGGGGAGAAUGGUGCCGGGAGCGCUGUCCUGGCAGCUGCUGGCUGCUCCCAGUUAGGACUUCUCCAGCUGAGGUUGUGUGUUGCCACUCUCCCUAGACGUCCUCAGGCCACUCAGGUCACGUGUCCAGGUCCUGGGCAGGUGUGGGGCUCCCGUUGAUCUGCUGCUGCCGUGUGGGCCAUGGUGCUGCACGGCUGCGAAGCACGGAGUCCUUCGUGUCCUAAGAUGAUGACCCUUAGAUGGAGCCGGAGCCCCCCUGCUUCCCGGGGUUGUCAUGGAAUGGGGUUUGCAUGGGACCUUCUAGAUGUUUUGUUGUACAGCUCUGGAAAUAGCCUGGGCAUCUCAGGGUGCGUCGUGGUGCUGCCAGGCUGUACCCAUCCGUGCUGGAGAGUGCAUAUCCGGGGCGGACCUGUGGCGGCGGGCCCAUACCCCUGGGGCCUGCAGGGCAUUGCCGGUGUCCCUUGGUGCGUGUGUCCCUCGUCUGCCACUAGCAUCCCCCACAGUCCCCCUACUCUCUUGGUCCCUGUGCUCCCAACUGCACAUGGAAAUGUCAAACAGUAGACAAAAUAUAAAAUAUACGGAACAGAGGAAAAAACACACCCCAUCACUCAGCCUCUAUGGGCUAAGAGCCCCGAAUAUUAGCUGUUGUCCUUUGCAUGUGUUGUCUUUGGUGAGGGGGUCCUGCUGGGCCACCCCCAUGGGCUCUGGAGCCAGACAUGUGGCUGAGGUCUUGGGUCUGUGACGUGAGGCUCCGAAACGCUCACGCGAGUGCUGCAUGCCGACCACGGAGAGCAGGCAUUUCGACUCAGGAGAACGUUCUGGCCCAUGUCCACCACACCUGUGUGCAACCCACCGUGGGGUGGCCUGCUGCCGCCCCGGGGAGGCUGGAUCCCAUUCCGCACGCAUGCUGCCCACUUGGGUUUCCUCCUCUGGACCGCUGCUUCGCCUGCCCCCCCCCCCCUUUUCUCCCGGGCUUUGCUCUCGCUGGUCACACGGGGCCUUUGUUUCCUGCCACGCGUGUCGGCAGUCAUUUCCUAGGCGGCUGCUGGCUUCGUACUCUGGCGUCUUGUUGAAGAAAUCCUUCCUGUGGUCAAGUGCACGGUACGCAUUCACCUUUCCCUCCUCUGCUGCCUUCCCAUUAGUCCAUCCAGGAGUCCGGUGCUUGCUUCUGACCCCCCGGUCUGCGGUUCCCGUGAAAGUGCUGUAGAUGCUGGUGGCCAGCACUCUGCCCCCCCGGGGUGGGUGCCCACUCGUCUGUCCCUCGGGGCGAGCACCCAGGGGUGCAGACCUGUCCUGUGGCCCCACAGUCCGUGUUACUACAGCUGUAGAAUAAUUCUUCAUUUCCAGGAAGGGACACAGCCCAACUUUGUCCUUCAGGAAAAUCUUGGCCGUUUGCCCUUAUGUAUAAAUACUAGGUGUUUAUGGCUGGGGUCAGGACAGGAAUGAUACUGUGACGCGCUGGAUUUCUGGACUUCUUGUGAUGCAAGUUUCAAGUUACGAACUUGCCACUUGUCCAGCAUUAGGUCUCUGCUGCUCUCUGUGUUGGCUAAAACCCAACUCUGACGCUGAGUACCCCUGUCCAUGCGGCCCUGCAGCUGGAGGGCUCGCUCCCCAGCAAGACCGCCCUGGUCCGCGGGCUCCCGCAGGGGGCGUCCGUGCGACCGGUGUGGGCUGUGGUGGUGGCCCGCCUGGCUGCAACAGCAGACGGUCCUGUUGACCUCUCUCGCUCAGUCACUCACGAGAUGGCUCCUAGAAUGCUGAGAUGUGCUGCCGUUGGGAUUUUAUAGUUUGAUUAUAAAGGGUACAAAGCAGGGCCCCAGGGCGAGGCCUGGGGAGCCCGGAGCGCUGAGCCGCGUGCUCUCUGGAACGCCAUGUGUCACCCUCCUGGCCCAUCUGAGCCAGCGCUGACGUGCAGUGGGGUGUCAUUGCGUCGUCCCUGGGAUUGCUGGCCAUGUGCGCGGUGUGACCAUCCCCCUUGUGUCAACCCCCGUGUGGCAGCAGCUCCUGGGAACGACAGUCCGCACCCCACCCCGUGGGGAGUUUCAAGGGCUCCAAGGCUCCCUGCGCGAACUAGGGAGAUGGCAAGCAGGCCACCGGACAGCAGAUGCCUUCCCACCGGGUGCUGACUCUCUCCCCGGGGGCCAGCUCUUGGAACGUCCAGUACCUGGUACUUGGUCCUUUGACGCGGCUAUAAAUGGUGUCUCUUUAAAUCACUCCAGGGUCAGGAACGUAGAGCAGUGCAGUCAGCUUUGCUCCCGGGAAUCCGCUCAUCCCUGCCUGAGCUCCAUAUCCUUUGUGAACCUUCUAUGGUCCCGCUGCUGGGACUUUUGUUCCCUGGGUCUCCUGUGUUGAGGUGAGGAGAGCAGGACCACGGCCCUCGUCCCCAACCUCACUGACGGUUUCCCGAGUGCAGCCGCUGUGGUCGAGGCCGAGCUGCUCUGGGGGGUUCAGUGUGAACAGACCAAAGCCUCUGCCCUCGUGGAGCUUCUGUCCGGGUGGAGGAAGCACUGGAGAAAGGCAAGAAGCAGAAAGUGUGGGGGCUGGGCAGGCCUUGCUGAGGUGGUGCUGUGAGCAACUGAAGGCUCGAAGGAGCCAGCCUUACAGAUACCUGGAGAGAAAAGAAAGUGCCAAGGCCCUGGGGCAGGGCUUUGGCUAAGGCGUGGGGAGCGGCAGAUGGGACAUGGGAGCACCUUGGCAUCCACCCGAAGAUGUGUGCUGGCGGGCAGAGGGCGCCUCUACCAGCAUUUCUCUGAGGGCCGUGGUGGGGCUGCCGGAGAGGUGAAGGGCUUCCCAGUGAGCUGAGCGGGAGGCCCCCCCAGUGAGCUGAGCCGGAGGCCCCAGCCUCUGCCCCAGCUGGGAUCUGAGCUGUGCGUGCAGGGUUGCGGGGAGACAGAAAGGGGCCCAUAGAAGGCCCAUGGGGCUGGGUUUGGGCAAGUGGAGGUCGAGUUGCCUGUGAAGCACCCCGAGGUGGGGGGCAGUGGGCAGAGGAACGUCAGGGUAGGUUGAGGCUGGAAAUGCACCCUAGGGGGUCGCCAGCAUGCAGGGGAGUCCUGCAGGCAGGAGGUGCUCACUGGGCAGUGAGGUCAGGAUGGCGGGUGCUGGAGAGGUGCCAGGAGGAGGGGCAGGUGUGCGGGACAGAAGUUUGGCCAGAAGUCACCCCAGAUGGGAGCUGGGUCUCCUCACAUAGUCUCCUUUGGUGGAUUCUGCACAGUUAUGUUCUCGACGUGCCGUCUCCACGGGGCUCCCGCUGCUGGCCGGGCGUAGACGCCUUCUUGCAGAAGCCCAUCUGCUGUUGGCAGAUAAUAAAGGGACUGGAGUGUUUGCUCUUUGCGAGUCUGAAGAAGGUAAAUUCUAGUAUGAGCCUGAUGUUUUCAACAGUUACAGGGCUGUUACUUCUCUUGUUCUUCAGCCACUUGGGGAGGGGUCUUUCUUUCCAGUAUUUUCUUUUUUUUAAAAGAUCUUAAGUCCUCUCCACACCCACCACAGGGCUCAAACCCAAAACCCUGAGGUCCAACCACAUGCUCCGCCGACUGAGCAGGCCAGGCGCCCCUCUUUUUUUCAGAAGGGUCUGGGGUGCCCUCCCGCUCCCUGACAUCUUGCUGUGGCUCCUACCUUCUCAGCUCCUCGGGGCUGUCAUCUUUCUGAACAAGAAGGUGAAGCUGGAAGCUCACCCGAAGCGUCCGGCGUGAAGUGCUGAGUGUGACUGAGGGGACUUCCGUGGUUUCUCUCCUUCGUGUCUUCCCUGCCAUGGACUGACUUCCCGUCGGGCAUGAGCACAGAGCCCGGGCGUCUGCCGCCCUUGCUCCUGAGUCCCGACCCAGGGCCCCUGAUGCCCUCAGAGGGGUUUUAUUUGGAAGUAUUUCUUUAGGGCUCUGUGACCCGUUUUCCUCUGGGCGGGGGGGGGUCUGUCUGCUCUUGGACGUGGCCCUGGGUCCCGUGCUGGUCCCGUGUGGUGCACUUCUCUGCAGCUAGGAAAUCGCUCGGGCUUUACCAAUCUUAAAAAUGUUUUAUUAGGUGAGGAUCCCAGCAGUGACCCAAGUGUACAGUUCAGGGGCACUGAGCACUCCCACACUCCUAGUAACCCCACGCUUUUCAUCAUUAAUUGGUCAGUAAAACCGUAAAAGGUUUCUCCUGGUUCACUUACUUCUACGGACGCUGAUUGUGAGUUGGAGCAGCAGAGAGGCCUGGGAAGAACUGGAUCUUGGUUGGUCUAGGACAGAGUCUGGUGUAGGGGCUGCACCCCUGUGUGAGUCCAAGACUGUGUGUGAAGGGUCCGCCCUUAGCAGAGGUGGGGGUCAAGCCCAUGUGGGGUCCCACUGUAGCCAGGUGGGUGUUGGGGGGGUGGAGAGGAGACAGGACACUGCGUCUGUUCCUUCCCUGGCCCAGAGAGGUUUCUCAUCUGUCAGCUAAUAUAAGUUGGAACCCAACUUCUUAAUAAGCUUCUGUUGAAGCAAUGAAUGUCUCGGGUCUAGUCUGGGGCAGAGGGGUGGGGGGUGGGGGACGGGCUGUCACUGGGAAAAAAGAAUACUGCUUUACACUUGACCCCGUAAGUAACACCGUAAUUCAGAAAUUGAAAGGAAAAUAGGUAACGUCACAAAAAUUAGAUUUUUUUUUUUUAAAUUAAAAAAAUUUUGAGAGCACGUGAGCAAGCCGGCGGAAGGGUGCAGAGGGAGAGAAUCUCAAACAAAAUCCCCCCCUUCCCGAAUGUGAAGCCCAAUGUGGGGCUCAGUCUUGUGACCCUGAGAUCAUGACCUGAGCCGAAACCAAGAAUCCUGAUGCUUAACCGACUGAGCCACCCAGGCACCCUAAGAAACAGAGAUUUAAAUUCUCCCGAAGAGGUAGACAGCCUGGAUGACCCAUCACCAAGGACGCAGGAGGCGCAGAGUGCACGCUUCCCCCACGGAAUCACCUGUGUUCAGAACAGCCCACCCAUGUGGCAUUCUUCAGCACAGACCACAGCGUAAGCCACACAACUAGUCAUUGUGAAUUUUAAAAGACCAAAACAAUGAAGUAUGUUCGUUAACUCCAGCAGAAUUAUUUCCCCGCGGCAGAAUGAAGUCUGGACGCCCCCGCCUCCGGAAAGAACAACUCUCUGAACAGCAUGUGGGUCAGGAGGAGUGAAAAUUGAAAGUACACCAAUGUUUGUGGGACACAGCAAAGCCCAGAGCCUCACACAUCUGCACAGAAAAGAAGGCCUCUAUCUUAAAAACUAGAGAAAAGAGCAAACAAAACACAAAGAAGAAAAAGGAAAAUCAGCAAAAGAGAAAACAGAAAACCCAAAAGUUCUUUGAAAAGAUCACGAAGUUGACAAACCCACAGUUAGACUGGCCAACAAAGAACACACAUCACCAAAAUCACGUGGGAGAGGGGACAGCGCUACCCCUCCCCUCACGGAACUAAGCGUCAGGACUCUCAGGGAAUGUUAGGAAAACAACCCUGGCCAGUUCCUAGAAAGGCACAAAUCACGUAAAUGGACUCAGAAGGAAACAGUAAAUCAGAAUAGACUGUAGCAAGAAAUCAAACUGAUACGAGGUCUGAAGUCUUCAUGCAGAGGAAGAGCCCAGCAGCUCCACCGAGCAUUCUGUCCAUGACACCACUCACUCACAAACUAGGAAAAAAACAGAGGGAGCUUCCCCACCCCUCCUGAGAGGCGAGUGUUGUCCCGACACCAAAGCCACAGACGUCACGAAAGAAGACUAGAGAUCAGUGUCCCUUGUGAACCGUGAGAUGUCAAAUUCGCAACAAAAGAUCAGUAACCCAAGUACGGCAACAUCAUGCAGCAUGACCAAAUAUUUAUCACAGGAAUGUCAGUCGGCUAGACAUGCAACAAUCAACAAACAUUGUAGCCCAUCCUCAUGGAGUAAAGGACAAAAUCCACAGGAUCAGCUCAAUGGAAGCAGCAAAACACUGGACAAACCCAAACACACCCAUAAGAAGUGUCCAAUCACGAACAGAAGGCAGCUUCCUGGGCCUCAGGAUAAAAGACACCCGCAUGAAGGUCUCAACAGCAGAGCAUCCGAUGGCGACAGACCUGGUGCUCGAGGCAGUAAGUCAGACCCCAGCCGCUCCAGACUCACAGUGCCUGCCGGGCUGCUUCCUCCUGGAGGCCCCGGAGAGCCUGCUUCCCCGCCCAGUCCUCCUGCCAGAGGUGCCCUCGUUCCUUGGCUCCUGAUGUCCUUCCCAUAUAUUCCAACACCAGCAGCUGUGGGUGGAAGCCUCCCAUGGUCUCCCACCUGCCCCCGGAGCCCCCUCUUCCACUGUUAAGGACCUCUGUAAUGACACUGGGUCCACCUCGAAAAUCCACGUUAGUCCCACUGUCUGGGCCAGCCGAUUAGCAACCUCUACUCCCUUUUGCGGUGUGGCUGAACACGGUCGUGAUUGUAGAGGUGAGGACGGCUAUCCCUCUGAGAGCAUUAUUCUGUCACAGUGUCCGAAUUCAUGGUGACCGACUGAACACUCACCUCUAAAACCAGGAGUGAGGCGAGGCAUGUCUGCACUUGCCCCUGUACUCGGCGUGGUACUGGACGUGCAGUAAGACCAAAGAAACCACAAAAAAACCACAAUAGAAUGCAAACUAGAAAGGAAGAAGGAAAAAUGUCCUUAUUCAUAGACUAGAUGACCCCAUAAGGAGCUAAUCCUAGGGAUCCAGAUAUACGUACGAACCCAGGACUGAUAAGUUUGUUUAGCCAAGUCCAGGAUACAAGAUUAGUGAAAAAAAAAAUCCAUUCUAUUUCUACAUGCUAAUAACUGGAAAUGGAAUUAAGAUGAUUCCAUUCACGGUAACGCAAAAACUAAUAAAAUACUUAGAAAUUACUUUAUCGGAAACAGUGCAAGAUUUAUAAAGAUCUAAGUAAAUGGAAAGGUGCUCUGUAUCCCUUGAUUAAAAGAUUUUUGUGAUCCAGUGUGAGGCACACAGAAAGCAUGAGCCAGAAAAGAAAAAAAUAAUAGAGUGGAACUUAGUCAAAAUAAACUUUUGCAUUUUAAGAGACAGUAUGUCUUUUUUUUUUUUCUCAAAGUAGGCUCUACAGCCAGCAUGGAGCCCCAUGCGGGGCUUGAACUCACGACCCGGAGAUGGAGACCUGAGCUGAGAUCAAGAGUCUGACGCUUAACUGACUGAGCCACCCAGGUGCCCCAUUUUUUAAAAUAUGGAUAACCCAUAAACUGAGAAAAAUAUUUGCAAAUAUUAUACCUGAUGACCUAUAAUCCAUAAAGUCUUGGAACUCAGAAAACUUAAGAGCGAGCGAGACUUAGAUAGAGCUCGCACCCAGGACGACAGAGCUGAGCGCCCUGGGAAACGGUGCUGAGCGUUAGUUGUCAGACACAGACUCAGAAUAGCCGGGCGUGUAAAACUGCACGCCCAAUGCUGGGCAGGAUGUGCAACCACUGGAACGCUCGUACUUCCAAAGAUUUUUAAAAAGUUAGACCUAAGGGGUGCCUGGCAGGCUCAGUCAGUGGAGUGUGCAGCUCUGGAUCUUGGGGUCGUGAGUUUGAGCCCCACGUUGGGUGCAGAGAUGACUUAAAAUCUUUAAAAGUUACACCUAAAUACCACGUGAGCCAGCAACUCCACUUGUAAGAAUCUACCCAAGAAGCAUGAAACACGUCCAUAUGAAGAGUCGUAGACAAAUGCUGGCAACAAUGUCCCAGUAGCCCCCAGAUGGAACAAUCCAGACGUCUGUCAGCUCAGCGGGUGAACGGAUCCAGCGGCGGCCCAUCCCUGCCAUGGCCUGCUGUUCGGCCACAGCUCGGCUCGAAGGACUCCAGGCUGCUAUGUGGGUGAGCGCAGAAAGCCCGCCCACUGGCCACGGGGAGACCCACGAGCUCCCGAGGCUGGAGCAGGGGGCCGUGUACCUGGUCCCAGUAAGGCCAUUUUAGGGGAGGACUGUCGGUGGCGGCGUCGCACUUGUCAACGCCCUUCAGAAGUUCUCAGCCUAUACAGACGGAAGGAAAGUGGAACAGAGGAAGACAAGAGGGAACAGUAUCAAAAAGUUAGAAGCCAUCCAGGAAAAACUCCACAGCGUGCACAAGAUCGUGACAGAGGCGUAUGGAAAUGCUGAGCGACACCAGGGGAGCUCUGAGGAGGAGACUGUGCACCACGUGCGGGGGCGUGGGGUCCGUCCUGCACAAACUUCGGCACAACCCACACUCCCACAGGCUCUGGUUUCGGUUCAGACACUGGCGAGCUGCUUGCUCGGCCUAGGAGGGCUCGCACGGGGUCCUGCACACGUUCCCCCACCCCCAGGCUCGUGGGCAGGGGACCCAACGUGUUCCCAGGGUGCUUCAAGAGCAUUAUGUUUAAGUCCACGUGCCAUAGUGGCCGUGAAGCCACCAAGACUGAGAAGUCCAGCUCAACGCAGAACGUCUUGGGAAACCGUGUUAAAAUGAACUCUUGCCAGAAAUGACGGAGAGAGCGGAAAGGCACGCUCCGGGGCACAAGGAUACGCUGCCCACGUACGCCUGGUGAAGGACUUGCAUCCCUCCCCCACCCGCCCACCGCCGGCCGAUGAGCCUGAGGGGCCGUGGUCCCGCUGGUGUUGGGAGAAGACCAACGGAAGGAAAGCCACCAUCCACUCACCUUCGGGCCUUGGGAACAGACAGAGUGGCGGUGGGGUGUGCAGGACACUCCUCGGCCCCAGAAUGUGGUGACCUGCUAACUACUUGGGAAGGCUCGACCUCACCUGCCGAGAAGACACGCACCUGGAUCCCAGUAAGUCCACCGAGGGCCCACAAGCUCGCGGCACUGUCCACGGGCAGUAGGUGGGUGAGUGCAUCCUAAGGCGCGAGCGAGGAUGUGGGGACAGCUGUGUGUACGAGCUGGCUGAAUCGCACGUCACACAAGCAGCCAGACCCGGCGCUUGCGUGGGUCCCCACACACCUGACGCCAGACGCCUCGGGGAGACCCUCAGGGGGCCGACUCCCUGAGUGGUGGGGGCUGACUACGGGUGUUGCUGCAGCGAGCACUCGCCCCAGCGGCCAGGUCCCGUGGAGUGUUUCGGCCAUGCAGGCCCAGCCGGGGUUUACAGAAAGAGCCCUGUCCCCUCCUGCCGCACACCCUCCCUUCCCAGCCGGGCCGAGAGCUUGGCGGAACGUGCUGAGUCGGCACUUUGUGCUCUGUAAACGCGUGUUUACCGUGUCAAUUUCUGGGCGUGCACUUUCUCUGGCAGAUCUAUAAUUUCUCAGAACAGAGGCUGAGAACCGACCUGGAAAUCAAUCAAAGCUCAAUAAAGGGACAGAUAAAGCCGCCCCCACCCCUGGCACCAGGAGCUGUGGGCCAGACAGGGGCGAAGCGGGGGUGGGGGGAACGGAGAGGGGUGCUGUAGCUGCCCCCAAGCCCUCCCUGCCGCGCUGCCUCCGCCUGGCCAGGAAGUACACUGCAGAGUCUCCCGAACCUCCACCAACCCCUUCUCUCAAGGGGAGCCCGGCCGUGCCCUCGUCCACUCGCCUCUGCCCUGCUGAUCAAGUCACCUCUUCCUGGGGGCUGGCCACGCGCAGUGCAGCCCUCCAGCCCUGCCUCUACCGAGGACCCCUCCCCGGCUGUGGCAGCCGCGCCCAGGGUGGGUGGAUGAGGGUGCGGCCGGGCUCCCUUUGCUCGAGCAGCCAGAGGCCAUGCUGGCUGUCAACUUUCUUCCCCGCCUGACCUGGGGCUGACCUCAGGCCAUGCACUGGGCGGUCAUCCUGUGCAGAACGGGCUGGUCAUGGCCCCCCAGGAGCUCUGGAGGACAGCUUGGGUCCCAGAGCAGGUGGAGGCUGGUUCUGUGGCCAUAAGACCUGGCCCCCAAGGCCAGGCCUCCCUCCACUCUUUCUGGGAGGGCAGUGCUAGGGAAAGCAAACACGAGGGGGCCGGGGGCCCUGCCGGGUGUUCCUAGAAAAGAUUGGGGGGAGGAGGAGUGGUCAGACACCAGCUGACCCUGAGGUCCCAGAAACAGGCUGGGCGGGGCCCCGCGGAGUCCUAAUGAGGACCCCACCCAGGUUGUUAGGAAAUGGGCAGGGGGAAGGAGGGGGGUGGUCAGCGUGCCAGUCCCAUCUCCCACUUAACUCCCACAUGGCCGUCUGCUGAGCGGGAGGUCCCCCACAGCUGUCGGAGGGGCCCCCACCCAGGGUCUGGGGGCCAGCCAAACCUGAAGGUGGCUUUGGGGUGAACAUGGCCCCCCAGCCUCUCCCCUGCGCCGUCUGCAUCCUGGGCAUUUGGGGCUGAUGCUGGGCGCCGGGCACGAGAGGGUUAAUGGAAUCCGGGCCAGUGGGGCUGGGCUGGGCUGGCCAGCGACAGGGUGCUGGCUGCCCCAGCAGUGAGGGAAUCAGAGGGCACGAGCAGCCGGCCCCAGCAGACGCACUCAGCUCGUGGCCCGCCUGUGGCCUUUCUGCACGCGGGAUGGCCCCGAUUAGAGGAGGCCUGGCCCUGGCCGUGCUGCUAGUCUGCUGGGCAGCGCUGGGCCCCUGCGGCCCCGAGGGAGCGGAGCCCGGGGCUCCGGGGGCCGCCGAGAGCCUGCAGUGCCCGGCCAUCUGCACCUGCGGCCACGACGACUACGUGGACGAGCUCAGCGUCUUCUGCAGCUCCCGGAACCUCACGCGGCUGCCCGACGCCAUCCCGGACGGUGCCAGGGCCCUGUGGCUGGACGGCAACAAUCUGUCCUCCGUCCCCGCGGCUGCCUUCCGCAAUCUCUCCGGCCUCGCCUUCCUCAACCUGCAGGGCAGCGGGCUGGCCAGCCUGGAGCCGCAGGCACUGCUCGGCCUGCAGCAGCUCCGGCACCUGCACCUGGAGCGGAACCAGCUGCGCGGUCUAGCGGCCCGCACCUUCCUGCACACGCCGGGCCUGGCCUCCCUCGGCCUCAGCAACAACCUGCUCGGCCGGGUGGACGAGGGCCUCUUCCAGGGCCUGGCCGGCCUCUGGGACCUCAACCUCGGCUGGAACAGCCUGGCCGUGCUCCCCGACGCCGCCUUCCAAGGCCUGGCUAACCUGCGCGAGCUGGUGCUGGCAGGCAACAAGCUGGCCUACCUGCAGCCCCCGCUCUUCUGCGGCCUGGCCGAGCUCCGCGAGCUGGACCUGAGCAGGAACGCCCUGCGGAGCGUCAAGGCCAACGUGUUCGUCAAGCUGCCCAAGCUCCAGAAGCUCUACCUGGACCACAACCUCAUCACUGCUGUGGCCCCCGGCGCCUUCCUGGGCAUGAAGGCGCUGCGCUGGCUAGACCUGUCACACAACCGCGUGGGCGGCCUCCUGGAGGACACCUUCCCCGGCCUGCUGGGCCUGCACGUCCUGCGCCUCUCGCACAACGCCAUUGCUGGCCUGCGGCCGCGCACCUUCAAAGACCUGCACUUCUUGGAGGAGCUGCAGCUCGGCCACAACCGCAUCUGGCAGCUGCCCGACAAGGCCUUCGAGGGCCUGGGCCAGCUGGAGGUGCUCACGCUCAACGACAACCAGAUCCGGGAGAUGGAGGCAGGCGCCUUCCUCGGCCUCCUCAGCGUGGCCGUCAUGAACCUCUCUGGGAACUGCCUGCGGACGCUCCCGCAGCAGGUGUUCCACGGCCUGGGCCGACUGCACAGCCUGCACCUGGAGCGCAGCUGCCUGGGCCGCAUCCGGCCGCACGCCUUCGCGGGCCUCUCGGGCCUGCGCCGCCUCUUCCUCAAGGACAACGGCAUUGUGGCCGUGGAGGAGGAGGGCCUGGGGGGGCUGGCGGAGCUGCUGGAGCUGGACCUCACAGCCAACCAGCUCACGCACCUGCCCGGCCAGGUCUUCCAGGGCCUCGGCAAGCUGGAGUACCUGCUCCUCUCCGGCAACCGGCUGGCGGCGCUGUCAGCGGACUCCCUGCGGCCCCUGCGGCGCGUCUUCUGGCUGGACGUCUCGCACAACCGCCUGGAGGCCCUGCCUGAGGCCGACCUGCCCCAACUGCGCUACCUGAGCCUCAGGAACAACUCCCUGCGGACCUUCACGCCACAGACCCCUGGCCUGGAGCGCCUGUGGCUCGAGGGCAACCCCUGGCACUGUGGCUGCCCCCUGCGGGCCCUGAGGGCGCUGGCCCUACAGCAGCCCAGCGUUGUCCCGCGCUUCAUGCAGGCCGUGCCGGAGGGGGACGACGGCCAGCCACCCGUGUACGCCUACAACAACAUCACCUGCGCCAGCCCCCCGGGCGUCUCGGGCCUCGACCUGCGUGACGUCGCCGAGGCUCACUUCGCUCACUGCUGACCGAGGCGCGCCUGGCCCGAUGCUGCCCCGGGGUCACAACGGCGUCCCCCUCGGGGCGGGGGGGGACACGGUACAGCCACGGGGUCCUGCUGGCGUGGGCACCGCCACCACACGGGCCCCGGCCCCUCAGCCGUCCCUCAUUAAAAGCCAUCUGA